AUGGUCGCUGGCGGGCAGUCUCUCCACAGAGCCUCGCCCAGCCCAUCGCCGUCGCUGGCCGCUUCUUCCCCGUCGCCGGCCGCGACGCCCGCAACCCUAGCCGCGACGGCAACGACGAAAGCGAGGACAGCGAGCGAGCACGGCACGGCAGGCGGAGGAGGAGGAAGUGGCGGCACACGGACCGCAGCCGCCCACGGCGGCGGGCCCACGGCGGCUGUCCCACGAUCAUCCCGCUUCUAUACCUCUACACCAUCGACGACAAAGAGCAGCGGCAGAGGAGGCGCCAGCACUGCCGCGCAAGCAUCGCCUGCGCCCUCCGUCCACCCAUCCAUGUUGCAGCCGCGCGUGGCCGUCGUCCUCAACGUACCACCGCGUUGGCACCCCUGGCUCUUCGCCCUCCGGCUGCUGUCCUGCCUGCCCGCCGCGUGGUGGGGGCUCCCGUCGGCGCUGCACCUGCUGCUGCGCGUCGUGCCCGGGCCCGAGCACGAGGCCCUGGCCUCGCUGUACCGCGGCGAUGCCUGGUCCGAGCCGUACGCCCUGACCGAGACGGCUCUGGCCACGAUAUGGUGCUUUUCCUGUGGCUACCUUUCAUUCUUCUUCACAGACUGCUUAAUGUCCAGAUGGCUCAUCAACUAUACUCCGCAGGCCACCAUUGUACGCCUCCUCACCAUCGACGUCAUCAACGCCUACCUCACCCUCACUACCCUCUCCCUCGCCGGCGGGUUCCAAGACCCGCGUCUUUUGCUUCCCGGCUGGAUCGGGAUCGCAACAACUCUCACCGUGUGCUACCACAUCAGCCACCAGCGCAUCAACAUCCGCAAGGAGACGUCCACCUCGGUCAACGUCUUCUCCAUCGCCAGCUACCUCAGCAUGGUCGCCCUGCUCGCGCACAUGCUCGCCUUCCAGCCUGACUACCCCGCCAUGCCCGUCGUUGUCCACGCCCGCCGGCUCUGGCACGACGCGCUGCACUACGUGGCCCAGAUCAAGGGCACCAUUGAACGCGAGAGGGCGGAACUAUAA
Messenger RNA from Cordyceps fumosorosea ARSEF 2679, 1020 nucleotides. RefSeq names its product N-glycosylation protein EOS1. The transcript is spliced from 4 exons. The record is from RefSeq and is a predicted model, not a curated record. Gene Ontology annotation, cellular component: endoplasmic reticulum membrane. Gene Ontology annotation, biological process: protein N-linked glycosylation; cellular response to oxidative stress. The coding region runs from base 1 to 1020 and encodes 339 amino acids. NCBI's taxonomy places the organism in Eukaryota, Fungi, Ascomycota, Sordariomycetes, Hypocreales, Cordycipitaceae.